Plectropomus leopardus (leopard coralgrouper) is the source of this 1566-nucleotide messenger RNA. Its product is annotated as gap junction gamma-1 protein-like. Gene Ontology annotation, cellular component: connexin complex. NCBI's taxonomy places the organism in Eukaryota, Metazoa, Chordata, Actinopteri, Perciformes, Serranidae. The record is from RefSeq and is a predicted model, not a curated record. Gene Ontology annotation, molecular function: gap junction channel activity. Gene Ontology annotation, biological process: cell-cell signaling.
GAGCCUGCGGGGAUCACGGAUCUUUUGUCCUCUUGUUCGGAAUCGGGACCCCGGCACAUGGGGUCAACACGGGCUGUGAAUGGGCUCCCACUGAAAGACUGCCUCGGACGCGGACGCACGCAGACGCCGAUGAGAGCGCGCGCUAAUUAGGAAAACCUGGUCGAGCAAUUAAGCCGCGAGAAGAGAAGCCGCGCGGAUAGGAGCGCACAAGAGCUCAUUUAGCUCCCCGGUCACCUCGUCACCAUGAGUUGGAGCUUCCUCACUCGUCUGCUGGAUGAGAUCUCCAACCACUCCACCUUCGUGGGGAAGAUUUGGCUGACGGUGCUCAUCAUCUUCCGCAUCGUGCUGACAGCCGUCGGGGGCGAAACCAUCUACUACGAUGAACAGAGUAAAUUUGUGUGCAACACGCAGCAGCCCGGAUGUGAGAACGUGUGCUACGACGCGUUUGCUCCUCUCUCACAUGUACGAUUCUGGAUCUUUCAGGUGAUCCUAAUUACCACACCGACCAUUAUGUACCUGGGCUUCGCCAUGCACAAGAUCGCACGAAUGGAGGACAGCGAGUACCGGCCCAUCCGGAACCAGAAGAAGAGGAUGCCGAUUGUCAACCGUGGGGCCGUUCGAGACUACGAGGAGGCGGAGGACAACGGAGAGGAAGACCCCAUGGUUGCUGAAGAGAUUGAACAAGAAAAGCCUGACAAAGCAGGAAAUGGCUCUGAGAAAAAGCAUGACGGUCGGAGGAGGAUCCUGCGGGAUGGCCUGAUGAAGGUCUACGUGUGCCAGCUGCUGUGGCGCUCUGGCUUCGAGAUCGCCUUCCUUUUUGGCCAGUACAUCCUCUACGGCUUUGAGGUGAUUCCCUCAUAUGUCUGCACUCGCACACCGUGUCCGCACAGUGUGGACUGCUUUGUGUCCCGCCCCACUGAGAAGACCAUUUUCCUUCUGGUGAUGUACGUUGUGUCCUUCCUCUGCCUGCUCCUCACCAUCUUUGAAAUCAUCCAUCUGGGGAUCGGAGGCAUCCGCGACACCUUCCGCAGGCGGGCCACGCUCGCCUCACGCAACCGCCCUCCAACCUCAUCUCGUGCCAUGCCCACAGCUCCACCAGGAUACCACGCCACCAUGAAGAAGGAGAAACUGAAAGGGCUGAGGGACUCGCCGAUGGGUGACUCCGGGCGGGAGAGUUUCGGGGACGAGGGGCCAUCAUCUAGGGAGCUGGAGCGGUUGAGGAGGCACCUGAAGCUGGCCCAGCAGCACCUGGACCUGGCCUACCAGGCAGAUGAAGGAAGCCCUUCACGAAGCAGCAGCCCAGAGGUCAAUACGGCUGCACAGACGGCUGCAGAGCAGAACCGCCUCAACUUUGCGCAGGAGAAGCAGGGGGAGGCAAGCGAGAAAGGAAUACAUGCCUGAGCGUGCUUCCUGCCUCAAACGGCUGUUCUUCCAUUCCUACUGGCCUUAAACACAUGGGGGAAGCACAUAUGGGAGAGCAGUCAGACCACUGAGGGAGACCAAAGCGCGCGUGUGUGUGUGUCAGUGUGUGUGUCAGUGUGUGUGUCAGUGUGUGUGUCUGUGUGU